AUGGUGACAGGCAGCGACCAGCAAGUGGGCGUCCGUCCCGAGCUGAUCGGCUGCCUGGCCGCCGCCUGGACGAUCGCUUGGGCAGCGCUGCGCCGGCGUUCGCCGUCGACCGCGCUGGUGCUUCCCAUCGCCAUGGUCGCGAUGUUGGCCGUGGGCACCGCGUGGCUGACCGGUGCCAGCCACGGACUCAAGUACCUGUUCGCGCCUCGCCUCGCCGAGGUCGUGAAGCCGGCGUUGUGGGCGCGCGCCACUGAGCAGGUGCUGCUGGUGCUGGGCCUGGCGCACGGGCCGGCGUUGGUCAACGGAAGCUACUGCCGUGAGCUGCACGACGUGCACAAGCAAGUGGUCCGCCUGGGUAGCACUGUCGUGCACAAAGAAAACACCAACGUUGCACUCGACUAUUCGCGCAAAUCGUGGACGGUGACGACGGUUCUGGCGCUCACCGUAGGCACCGGUCUUCUAUAUGCGAUCAUCGUGUUCUCGUCUCUCGGCUCUCUCGCCUGGCAGCUUGACGCACCCGUCGAACGCGCACUGCAUUCAGGUCAGGGCGCCAUGUUCAUUGCCCUCAACGGGUACUCGGUGCACUGGGCCUACUCAGGCGUCUUCUUCCUGCUCGUACUCAUCGUAGGCGCAAACUCUCAGGCGGCCCUGGUGGAGUCGGCGCUGACCCACUGGGCGGACACGUUCCCGGCGUUGAGUCCACAGAGGCCUUCACUGGCCGUAGCCCACUGCGCAGCCGGUUUCGUAGCCGGCCUGCCGCUGGUGUCACGGCGGGCGGGGCUGCAGCUGCUGCACCUCCUCGACGCCCAGGUGCUCGGUCCCUUGCUGUCGUAUACCGCGCUUUGCGAGGUGAUCGCCGUCGCCUGGUUCUACGGGCUGGAGCACUUCCGCCUCGACGUGCUCCUUAUGCACGGCGAGCCAUGGAGUCCGGCUCUUGAACCGCUGUGGACGUGGUUCUUGCCGGCGCUUCUCUCUUUCGCAUUGGUCGGUGGAUUGUUCAGUGGCGGAUGCGGCGGCGCGGAGGCACCAUGGGAUCUUCCGGAAGCCUGCGCCUCAGCCUGGGUGCUUAUAGCGUUCGGAGCGCUUCAAGUGCCGCUGUGGGCUGCCAGGGCUGCCGCAUCUGUCCGGCGAAGCGCGACAAGCCGGUGCCUGGUGCCGUCGUCCGUGAUGGAGCUGCACCAACUCUCAGCAUCGGACCCCGGACCUGUGGUCGCACAGCCACAUCCAUAGCAUGUGCCAUCUUUUCCUUAUGGCGCUGCGCCGUUCAGUUUCUUUUAAUGUAGUAUAUAUAUUACUGUAGUCACCUAUUAAGGGACGUUUCA
Messenger RNA from Dermacentor silvarum, 1322 nucleotides. RefSeq names its product sodium- and chloride-dependent GABA transporter ine-like. The record is from RefSeq and is a predicted model, not a curated record. The coding region runs from base 1 to 1230 and encodes 409 amino acids. Gene Ontology annotation, cellular component: membrane. Gene Ontology annotation, molecular function: L-amino acid transmembrane transporter activity. Gene Ontology annotation, biological process: sodium ion transmembrane transport. Lineage: Eukaryota; Metazoa; Arthropoda; Arachnida; Ixodida; Ixodidae. The transcript has 6 exons.